AUGGCAUCGGAUAAGGUGGUGGAAACGGUAAUAGCAGGGAACUACGUGGAAAUGGAAACCGAAGGGAAGCCAAAGGACGUAAAGUCCAGGUUAUCAAACUUGUUGUGGCACGGUGGUUCUGUUUAUGAUGCUUGGUUCAGCUGUGCUUCCAACCAGGUGGCUCAAGUGCUGCUUACGUUGCCAUACUCAUUUUCCCAGCUGGGAAUGCUUUCUGGCAUACUUUUUCAACUCUUCUACGGUUUACUUGGUAGCUGGACGGCUUACCUCAUCAGCAUACUCUACGUUGAAUACAGAACGAGAAAAGAGAGAGAAAAAGUUAACUUCAGAAACCAUGUCAUCCAGUGGUUUGAAGUUCUUGACGGGCUCCUCGGGAAGCACUGGAGAAACGUGGGAUUGGCCUUUAACUGCACAUUUCUUCUGUUUGGAUCUGUCAUACAACUGAUAGCUUGUGCAAGCAACAUAUAUUACAUAAAUGACAACCUGGACAAGAGGACUUGGACUUACAUCUUCGGAGCCUGCUGUGCCACCACUGUCUUUAUUCCUUCCUUUCACAACUACAGAAUCUGGUCCUUUUUGGGCCUCCUCAUGACCACUUACACUGCUUGGUACCUAACAGUUGCCUCUCUCCUUCACGGUCAGAUGGAGGGAGUUAAGCAUUCGGGUCCGACCAAAUUGGUUCUAUAUUUUACGGGGGCCACAAACAUUCUCUACACAUUCGGGGGACAUGCCGUUACUGUGGAGAUAAUGCACGCGAUGUGGAAACCACAGAAGUUCAAGGCCAUAUAUUUACUGGCAACCCUGUAUGUGCUGACACUGACGCUUCCAUCCGCAGCAGCAGUGUAUUGGGCAUUUGGAGACAUGCUUCUAAAUCACUCCAAUGCUUUUGCUCUCCUCCCAAAAUCACCCUUCCGUGACAUGGCUGUCAUUUUAAUGCUCAUCCACCAGUUUAUAACAUUUGGGUUUGCAUGCACCCCAUUAUACUUCGUGUGGGAGAAAGCAAUAGGGAUGCAUGAGUGCAAGAGCCUAUGCAAGCGUGCUUUGGUGAGAUUGCCAGUGGUGAUCCCCAUAUGGUUCUUGGCCAUCAUAUUCCCCUUCUUCGGUCCCAUCAACUCCACCGUUGGCUCUCUCCUUGUCAGCUUCACCGUUUACAUCAUCCCCGCCCUCGCCCACAUCUUCACCUUCAAAUCAUCCUCUGCUCGCCAGAAUGCGGUGGAACAACCUCCCAAAUUUGUUGGAAGAUGGGUUGGAAGCUUUAUUAUCAACUCAUUUGUGGUGGUGUGGGUCCUUGUGGUAGGGUUUGGAUUUGGUGGGUGGGCCAGCAUGGUUAACUUCAUACACCAGAUUGACACAUUUGGACUCUUCACAAAGUGUUACCAAUGCCCUCCACCGCUUCUACCACCUAUGCCACCACAACAUCUCAACGCCACCGCGCCUUCGCCGCUUCACCACCCUCAUCACGGCCACUGA
Messenger RNA from Sphenostylis stenocarpa, 1467 nucleotides. The record is from the annotation of a GenBank genome assembly. NCBI's taxonomy places the organism in Eukaryota, Viridiplantae, Streptophyta, Magnoliopsida, Fabales, Fabaceae.